Molecule: messenger RNA, 141 nt
Organism: Racocetra persica
Lineage: Eukaryota; Fungi; Glomeromycota; Glomeromycetes; Diversisporales; Gigasporaceae
Source: the annotation of a GenBank genome assembly
UGCAAAUGCAACUAUCUAUCUAAAGAAGUAAAAGCUUUUGUCAAACUUCCUAAAGCCUCAACAGUAUGUUUCAUAGCCAAAUAUACUCCUUCGACACAUUGUAUUGUUGAUGCACUGAAAUGCCUAACUUGGCUUGUAUAG